Dentiscutata erythropus is the source of this 183-nucleotide messenger RNA. The record is from the annotation of a GenBank genome assembly. Lineage: Eukaryota; Fungi; Glomeromycota; Glomeromycetes; Diversisporales; Gigasporaceae.
AUGAUCAAUUUCAAUUUUGAAGAACUUGUCUGGUUUGUUCGGAUAAUUUUUGGUAGGUUCAGAGUUAAGAGAUCAGGCUCUUCUGAAAAAGUUUUAGUAUUAAUUGAUUUAGGAAGCCCAUCCGAAGCAUUGCCAGAAUUAGUUGAAGCUUCUUCAAUAUUAAUUGUAUUUGAAGGUCCUUAA